UAUUGCAAAAUAUAAAAAAAUAUAUUUUAAAAAUUUUUCUGAAACAAUGAAAAUUUUAGCAGUUGCUAUUUUAAUCUCGUCUUUGUUAUACAAUUUAAUAAUUCAAAGAGUUGAUUGUGUCAAAAGUGAUACUUUUGAGCCAGAACCAAAACCAGAACCAGAACCGGAACCAAAACCAGAAUCAGAACCAAAAACCACUGAAUCGGAUGCGCUUGACGUAUAUGCUUAUAAAGUAUAUAUAAGAAAACAUAUUCUACUGGUCCCUCCUAAUGAUAUUUUUCACAUCGAAGACCGGAAUACCGAUGAACCCGCUGAAUACUAUCAAACGAUGAGUGCAAAUAAUUCGCUCGAUAUAUAUCGAGCCGACAUAAAAGUAGGUGAAACUUGGGUUUAUGAAACGGAGGGUGAUGGAAAAAUGACAACCGUAUGCGAUAGUUCAUACCCCGAGAACUCUGUUGAAGCCAACAUUUGGAAAAUUAUGAAUUUAGCUCUCAUGAAUGGCCAAAGAUGUCCAAUACUUAAAGGAUAUAAAUUUGUUGUUCCCUAUCGAUUACCGCCAAUGUUUCUUACGUUCGAUAAACCAAUACCAUGUGGUGAUUACGUAUUGCAUAUGGAUUUUCACACGUCUGACGGUGAGUGGAUAAUCGGGGUUUACUUCGAUUGGAAAAUAGAAAAAGGUUUAACUGAAUGUUCAGAUGAAGUCAACCAACUUCAGAAAUAAUUAAUUGAUGUCAUAUUUGUGCAUUGUAAUGAUAUUUAAAUUUCGUUCAACUUUCAAUCUAUGAAAUA
Messenger RNA from Microplitis demolitor, 789 nucleotides. RefSeq lists its product as uncharacterized. The record is from RefSeq and is a predicted model, not a curated record. The coding region runs from base 47 to 721 and encodes 224 amino acids. Lineage: Eukaryota; Metazoa; Arthropoda; Insecta; Hymenoptera; Braconidae. The transcript has 4 exons.